Messenger RNA from Theileria parva strain Muguga, 1216 nucleotides. Its product is annotated as PUB domain protein. The record is from RefSeq and is a predicted model, not a curated record. The transcript is spliced from 6 exons. Lineage: Eukaryota; Apicomplexa; Aconoidasida; Piroplasmida; Theileriidae. The coding region runs from base 129 to 1211 and encodes 360 amino acids.
GUUUAUAUAAUAUAUGGCAGCUGGCAAAAACAGUUAAUUUUCUAGUUUAUUCAAUUUUAUAUUUAUAUUUAUAUUCAUUUUGUUAUAAAUUGUGGUAAAAACUAAUAAAUAAUUGUAAUUUAUGUAAAAUGUCAGUGGAAUCACCAACAAUUCCUGAUGAAGAGGCCGAUUUAUUAUUUAAGGUGAAUUCUAUCGAAUAUUUUGAGGAUGUUGACUCUGAUUAUGAUGAUAAUUUAAAUAAACUAUUAAAACAAAUCUCUAAGGAUGAGAAAGAGAGGGAAAGUUUACUAUAUUUACUGAAAAUUCUGGAAAAUGUUUUAUUGGAUCCCACUAAUCUAAAAACCAGGCGUAUUCGCAGGAGUAAUAAGAUUUUUGUAAAAUACAUCUCCAAUAAUCACCUUUUUCUUGAAUUGUUUACCUUCUUUGGCUUUGUUAUUGUUGAAGAGUUUUACGUACUUCAACAUGUUUACUUUCAUCGACUAAUUUACUCUUAUAAUUCCCUAAUCAACACACUACACAGUUCUUUUAACCUGAAUUAUAAAUCACUCCAACCACACUUUUUCGACCCUUUUAAGUCCUAUAAACACAAUUCCAAUACUUACUCCAAUUCUGAUUAUUUUGAGAUCAUUUCCAAGGAUGAAACUAAAUCUAUCAUUGACGAUACUGUUAAGGAAAUUUCAGAGAAGGAUGAAUCUCAGUCAAAGCUGGAAGAUUGGAACCCUGUAAUUACAAUUGAAACUAAUGUGAAACCCUGUAAAAAAUUACAACCUGAACCCUUGGAUACAUCUAAGCCCACUGUAUCUUCCCUAAUAAAGAUGUAUAAUAUUGGAAAAAAUGAGAACUUCGAGUCUAGAUCUAAGAAACAGCUUGAAACGCUAAAGAGCAAGUCUGAAUUUGCCAAAAAAUGCCCCGUUGUUGAGGUUAAAAUUAAGUUUCCAAAGUCAACUACUCUUACAAUUCAAGUUCCAGUAAAAUCUCUGGUAAAAAACAUAAGAAGGAACAUCCAGACCAUUCUCGUUGAUGAGCUUUCUCUGGAUGACUGGCAUCUUGUUGAGUUUCCUAUCCGCAGAAAAAUCCGAGAUGAAAAAACUCUUUUAGAGGAGGAUAUCAUGUUUAAAUCAAUUCUCCACUUUACUUUCACUGAUCCCACUCGUGAACGAUUUCAAGUCAUUAAACAGGACUUUUUAAGCAAUCUUAUUAAAUCUGAUUAACUUUA